CUCCGGUCGGCGGCGGUGAGUAUGGUGUGCCCCCUACCUGCUGUGCUGGACCUCCAUCAGACUCCGAUGCUGUCAAACGGCGUCAAGACGGUGGAGACAAUAUCGGGGCUAGCCAUGCAGCUGCAUCAUUGAUCCUACUACUCGGUUACUGAUUGGCGACCCGGUCUUUAGUUUUAAGAACUGAUGCCGCGGCCCUAUGUUCCGGCGCUUGACACCUUGGAUUCUACUUUGAUCGUCAAAUGACCUCCUCCACAGCAUGUCUGCGCGCUCUUUCCCGCCAAGCACGAGCUAGUCCAAGGUUAUUAAUAAAAAAGCCAUUCCAGGCUGCCACCUAUUCGCUAUUGGCGCGUCAACAGCCGGCCCAAAGCUCUUUUGUGACGAACAUUAAGCGCGUUCGUGUCACCAGAGGGUUGAAGACGCUCGAUUUCGCUGGUUCAAAAGAAGUUGUGUACGAGCGCAGUGAUUGGCCUCUGGCAAAACUUCAAAACUACUUCAAAAAUGACACGCUCGCCCUCAUUGGCUAUGGCUCGCAAGGACAUGGUCAGGGCUUGAAUGCUCGUGACAACGGCUUGAAUGUGGUCAUUGGCGUCCGCGAGAAUGGAGAAAGCUGGAAACAGGCAGUGGAGGAUGGAUGGGUACCUGGAGAAUCACUCUUUUCCAUCGAGGAAGCCAUUGACAAGGGUACAAUCGUCAUGAACUUACUCUCAGAUGCAGCACAGUCAUCAACAUGGUCUCAUAUCUCUCCUCUGAUAACGAAGGGCAAGACACUCUACUUCUCGCAUGGGUUUUCAGUGGUAUACAAAGAUGAUACCAAGGUGAUUCCUCCGAAGGAUGUCGACGUUAUUCUAGUAGCACCAAAAGGAUCUGGUCGCACUGUCCGAACCCUGUUCAAAGAAGGCAGAGGCAUCAACUCCAGUGUCGCCGUUUUUCAAGACGUAACUGGCAAAGCAAUGGAGAAAGCCGUGGCUAUUGGGGUCGCUAUCGGCUCUGGCUACAUGUACGAAACAACCUUCGAGAAGGAGGUGUUCUCAGAUUUGACUGGUGAACGUGGUGUGCUCGCAGCCGCUAUCCAGGGAUUAUUCUGCGCACAAUACAAGGUGCUUCGUGCAAACGGCCAUUCGCCUUCAGAGGCAUUCAAUGAAACCGUCGAAGAAGCCACUCAAUCUCUGUAUCCUUUGAUCGGAGAAAAGGGCAUGGAUUACAUGUUCAACGCUUGUUCCACCACCGCUCGACGAGGGGCCCUUGACUGGGCGCCGAUCUUCGAGGCAACAAAUCGCCCGGUGUUUGAGAAGCUUUAUGAAAGCGUAAAGAAUGGCACGGAGACGCGCAAGGCACUCGAAUUUAACGGGCGCGCCACUUAUCGCGAAGACUUGGCCAAGGAGUUGAAAGAGAUUGACGAGCAGGAGAUCUGGAGAGUCGGAAAGGUCGUCCGUUCGUUGCGCCCUGACUACAAACCAGGGCAUUGAUCUUGAUUGUUCGGUAUGCUGUACUGAUGCUUAGCGUCGGACAAUUCCCGGUCGUGUCUGAAGAUCUGAUAGUCGAUCCAAUAUUAAUAUGAUAGGAGUGAAUGACCCACAUGCCAACCGGCGUUCCAAAUGUUGUUACUUCUUACCUAAUGUUCGGUGCUUAGAUGUGCGAGCCGCAUGGUG
Suillus subalutaceus is the source of this 1649-nucleotide messenger RNA. RefSeq lists its product as uncharacterized. The record is from RefSeq and is a predicted model, not a curated record. Gene Ontology annotation, molecular function: ketol-acid reductoisomerase activity. The transcript is spliced from 6 exons. Bases 240 to 1466 code for a protein of 408 amino acids. Gene Ontology annotation, cellular component: mitochondrion. Gene Ontology annotation, biological process: L-valine biosynthetic process. NCBI's taxonomy places the organism in Eukaryota, Fungi, Basidiomycota, Agaricomycetes, Boletales, Suillaceae.